Molecule: messenger RNA, 287 nt
Organism: Paraglomus occultum
Lineage: Eukaryota; Fungi; Glomeromycota; Glomeromycetes; Paraglomerales; Paraglomeraceae
Source: the annotation of a GenBank genome assembly
GAUGUGGACAAGUUGAGAGAAGCAGAUGCUAUACUCGACGAAUACUAUACUGCAAACGUACUUUUCGAACGAUCGCUUUUUCCGCUGUUCAAAAAGUGCUCCCGCACAAAGCCGACCAGCUACUUAUUUGAAGGGUAUUUAGCAAAAUUGUUCGGACUUGAGGUUCGACACCAAUCAUCUUUGGCGUUUCAAAUUCCAGAAGUAGACGUACUUACGUCACCCACACAAAUUGAAAAACUGCGGCAACUUUGGUUAGAAGAUAUUCGAAAUUGUAUUGAUUCAGAAGA